This is a messenger RNA of Peromyscus californicus insignis, 3471 nucleotides long. RefSeq names its product solute carrier family 10 member 6 (gene Slc10a6). The coding region runs from base 495 to 1766 and encodes 423 amino acids. The record is from RefSeq and is a predicted model, not a curated record. Gene Ontology annotation, cellular component: membrane. Lineage: Eukaryota; Metazoa; Chordata; Mammalia; Rodentia; Cricetidae. Gene Ontology annotation, molecular function: bile acid:sodium symporter activity. The transcript has 6 exons. Gene Ontology annotation, biological process: bile acid and bile salt transport.
UUUUAUGAGACACGACGAAGUGCUUGAUACCAUUUUAUUCUUGCAGGUGAUGAAUUAUUGGCUUUAGACACAAGUCCUCAGAGGAGUAACAAGAAGAAAAAGAAGAGGCCAAUUUAAAAUCUCUUGAAAUUAUCCUCAGCCCCUUUGACAUUUUCCAGACUGCUCGCCUCACUUUAGUGUCUGAAAUGCCUUGUGAGUGCAGCGAGGCGUGGCUUCGGCACAGCUCUUUGUUUUUCCCUGGCUUAGUCAUUCCGUCCACAGAACAUUGCAUCUUGGCUGUUUGAAAUCCCUACUGAAUUCGGAGAAACGAUGUCUUGGCAUCUGGCCUACUUCCCUAGAACACAAUGUGAUGUUGUCAACAUGGGCCAGUCAUUCCACUCGACAAUAUGUGUGCCUGUCUCAUUCCCAGCCCUUGAACUAUUAGCAAGAAGAGAGUGGAAACCUGGGCUUGCCAUACUUUGCUGUGUUUCCUGCCUGACCACAUUACUCUUACAAUGUCACUUGUGAAUAACUUGAUCAGAUUAGGGCGAAUCAUGUGGUUGGCCAAUAGCGACUGGAAGGAUUCUCCGGCGUCACUUUGUUGCACUGUUAGGAAAUGUGUCCGGAUAGACCUGCCCAGUGUCUGCUGUCGAUGCUCCGCUGUGCUCCUGCUGCCUAAUUCACGAGAUCAGAUGAGAGCAGACUGUUCCAGCAAGUCUGUCUGCCCUGCCAACAGCAUGGAGGAAGAGCUGCCAGUGGAAGUCGAGGGCCAUGGGACCCUGAAGCUUGUUUUCACCGUGGUGUCAGCCGUGAUGGUGGGUCUGGUCAUGUUCUCUUUUGGAUGCUCUGUGGAGAUUCAGAAGCUGUGGUCACACCUCAGAAGACCCUGGGGCAUCGCAGUGGGACUGCUCUGCCAGUUUGGACUCAUGCCUCUGACGGCCUAUCUGCUGGCCCUUGGCUUCUCUCUGAAACCAUUCCAAGCGAUCGCUGUCCUCAUCAUGGGGUGCUGCCCUGGGGGCACCAUCUCAAAUGUUCUCACCUUCUGGGUGGACGGAGAUAUGGAUCUCAGCAUCAGUAUGACAACCUGUUCCACGGUGGCUGCUCUGGGCAUGAUGCCCCUCUGCCUCUACCUCUACACCUGGUCCUGGAACCUUACACAGAAUCUUACCAUUCCAUACCAGAGCAUAGGAAUUACCCUUGUGUCCCUGAUUGUUCCUGUGGCCUUCGGUGUCUAUAUGAAUUAUAGGUGGCCAAAGCAAGCGAAAGUCGUUCUUAAGGUCGGGGCCAUUGCUGGCGGCAUCCUUCUUCUGGUGGUGGCAGUUACUGGUGUGGUCCUGGCGAAGGGAUGGAAUACAGAUGUCACUCUUCUGAUCAUCAGUUUCAUUUUUCCUUUGGUCGGCCACGUCACUGGCUUCCUGCUGGCAUUCCUCACCCACCAAUCUUGGCAAAGGUGCAGGACGAUUUCUAUAGAGACUGGAGCUCAGAACAUCCAGCUGUGCAUCGCCAUGCUGCAGCUGUCCUUCACUGCCGAGUACCUGGUCCAGCUGUUUAACUUUGCGUUGGCCUACGGACUCUUCCAAGUGCUGCACGGGCUCUUCAUUGUCGCAGCCUAUCAGGUGUACAAGAGGAGGCAGAAGAGCAAACACAGGAGGCAGCACCCCGAUUGCCCUGAGGUCUGCUACGAGAAGAAGCCCCGAGAGACCAGUGCCUUCCUGGAGGAAGGUGAUGACGCUGCUGUAACUCUGGGGCCAUCAGAGCCAGAACAGCAGCACAGGGUUGCUGAGUAAUCAGCCACAUUCCGUCAUGUGACUAGUGGGAGACAACAGGCCAGUAAAGAUGUUCACUGUGAUGUGCAAUCAUUGGCAGGACUGUGUGGAUAAGCAACAGAGAGUUGGAUUCUUAUGUUUUUCGUCCCUGUCUCUUGUGGGACAGCAAAUGGUGGCAAGGUGGCUGGCAGUGAGCGGUAGGCAUCUCCGGGCGAAGCUGGCCUCCUGUUGUGGAUUUACACCCAAGAGAGAGAACGUGGUGUAUGGAGAUAGCACUCACACUGCAGGAUGGAGCGGGUCUAGAUCCACAUGGCUUCUUGGCGUCAAGCAGGUACUCUGGAGUUCUAGGGAAGAGAUACUAAAAGAAAAUGAGCUUCAGCAACACAAUUUUUAAGGGGUCAAGUAUCUUGCAAUUUUGUUUAUGUGUGUAAUGCAAGCUUAGAGAAAAUCUGAAGAAGACGUGAAGAAUCUAAAAAGUAAGUAUCUGAGCUAUUCCAGAGAGGAACAGACAAGUGCCUGAAAUUUCCAAAACAGACUCAUGGCACUUGCCGAGAAUCUCCAAAACAGCAAAGAUGAUCCUUGAGUAUCCUGUGCACCAAAUCAUCUAAAAAGCUUGGAGCUUAUUUCCUGUGUGUUCUGACUGUCGACAAACGAGUAUCUCAGAACAUGUCUUUAUACACCUGUCUGUGUUACCUACCUCAUCCUUUAGAACAGUGGCUACGUUCAAGUGUUGUGUUAUAUAGGACUGACUGUAAUUUAUUUAACUCGUCUUUCUUAGUGGGUAUCUCGAUACCUUCCAGUGUAGUGCUGCUGUGAACCCUGACCCUCACACCCAUGUCCUGUAGACUCCUUCCUUCAGUUCUCUACUGGGCAGAUCCACUGCUCCUGAAAUCUUGGACAGAUUGCUCUGUCCUGGAAGGGCUCUGUUGUUCAAUCUGAAUCUGUUGUUCAGAAAUGAUUUUUUUCUUCCCUUUGAUUUGUGAAAACGUCUCAUUAAAGUUAUAUCAAAAUCAUGAACUAGAACACUUUUAUGUUCAUUUCCUUCUUUAUGUGUUUGACCUGCUUUUUUUCCCCACGCUAUUUUUAUUUUGCCUUUUUUGAAGACAGGAUUUCACAUUGUAGCCCAGGGUGGUUUUAAGCUUUCCAAAAUCCUCCUGCCUCAGCCUCUCCAGUGCUCAAAACUGCAGUGUGAUCCACUGUGCUGACUACUUCCCUCUUACCGUGAUCUAGGCAGCUGCAUUUUUCCUGUGUGUCAUCAAGGCUCUCUCAGCUUUGGUUUCCUUAUUAUGUCUGUUACUGUAGACUUACAUUUUCUACACAUUUUAGCUUUAUCAGUCUUUUAGAAAAUGUUGUAAAGACCAGAAGUUGGAAUGUUAUUUUUUUAUGCAGAUUAUGAACAGUCAUAUGCCCCCUGUGGAGAAGCUCAUGGCCCCUCUUCAGAUGUUUACUCUCUGCAGGGGGUAUUUAAUGCCCCUGUGGUAGGUGGUGUCUGGCAAUGAGUAAAAUCCACACCUCCCUACCCUGACAUUAUUAAAAACGUUUUCCUGUAUGCCUUUCUGUUACCUCUGUGAAUGUAAUACUUGCCUACCCCUCAUUCUUGGUGCAGUGUGUUAAAAUUCUCUUUUUAAAAUCUGUCCUCAUUUACUUUUGUUUCGUGUAUGUGUGUUAGGGGCGUUGGUCCUCGCCUUCUGCCUGGUUGGGAUGGAAUCUUGUGUUAGUCACUGUG